GUCACUUAUUUUUUGACUUGUGACUAGAAACUAGUGUGUUAUAAGAAGAUUUUUAAUUAUGCUGUUUGAGUUUGGAUCACUAAGGGUCUAACAAGCGAAGGUUUCAAAUAUCAACAGCAUUGCUCGAAAAGGAGAAAGACGUUUCGUGGGGUACAUGGAUUUUUAAUUCAGCCUAUUAUCCUCUAAUCAGUACAUAUUACAGCUUGAGUCACAGACGAGGAUGUCUCAAACAAUUUCCCAAGAUUGUUUAACUCGCUCGAGAGCAGAAAUUUCGUUGGAGGUAACCUUCGCUAUUCUGGUGUGUCUCGCUUCCAUACUUGGUAAUGUGCUGGUUAUUUAUGUUAUAAAAAGAUACUCCGAGCUUCAAACUACUACCAACAUUUUUAUACACAAUCUUGCACUGACUGAUGUGUUCAUGGCGACCCUUAACAUGCCUUUCUGGAUAACGAGUUUGUACACGAGAAAGUGGAAUUUGAGCCAGGAAUGGUGUGAAGUUUCUGCAUCAUUACAACACACAAUGGGUUCGUCCUCCUUGUUCAUUAUGGGCUUAAUUGCCAUGAAUAGAUACAUGAAAGUCGUCAAGGGAACUUUGUACAUCAAGUUCUUUCCCAGUAAAAAAGUUGCUUGGGUGUACUGCGGUGUCGUCUGGCUGACUUCUAUGUUAUUUGCCACACCUCCGUUGUACGGAUGGGGAAAAAUGAACUUCAACUCAGAUUUUUUGUUUUGCUCAUUCGACUUGAAGGACGGACACUUUUCUUUUUUCAUUCUGCAUGUAGGAAUCUUCAACGUUACAGCGUUAACAAUAUUUUACUCCUAUUGGAAAAUUUACCAGAAGGUGAAAGAAAGCACAGAUAAUGUCAACGCCCAUGUCGUACAAAAUAGCAUCGGCGCACCAAGGCUCCAUCGUACUGACAUCGAUAUUUUGAAGAGUUGUUUCAUAGUGGUUUGUUUCUAUUUAAUUACAUGGUUUCCUUUCGCCUUAUGCGCUAGUACAAUUGCUGUUGGAGGCUACAUUCCCCACGAAGUGACUGAGGUAUCUGUGUAUUUGUUGUUCUCCAGUAGUCUUGUAAAUCCAAUCAUCUAUGGGAUAAUUAAUCCGCAGUUUAAAAAGGCCUUCAAAAAGGCAUUCAGUCGUGGUCGUUAUGACAACGAUAAUGAAGAUCAGAGUCAUGAAAGAGUUGCAGCUGUUAUGAUACAUCCUAAUAGCAACGAAAUUCGAUGACUUAUGGCGUGAAGAUCUAUCAUUUAAAGCCUUAGUACAAUACUUUUUCCCAGAGAGAUCGGUUGAUACCGGCUUCGUUCUGUUUUUGAAAUUUUUCACAACCUUCUCUUAUUCAACAGAGAUGGAAUCGUAGUGAACACAUCAGGCUUACAACUUUUUCUUUCAGAUUGAAGUCUGUUUUUUUUCAUUUUCCUAUUUUAUUUUGUAAAUGCCAGUUUCUGACAUUGGUUAUCCUGUGUAAUCGGACCAGUCCGUCCGAGCAUUUAGGUCACGUGAUUUUACCGAGGUUCAUUCCGGCUCGGUUAAACCUCGGCGCUGAGCGUUUUCUUUCGUCUCGUUCAUAUUUCGCUUGUAUACGGAUGAGGAACCAGUUACUGGACUGUCAUUUGUCAAGGAAAUUACGGAGAAACUAAAGGAUUAAACAUUGUGUACACUCGUGAAUUAACGGUUACGGUAACACGAUUUUUGCAUUGUAAACCACCGGACAUUGUCGAGCAUUUCGCUGAUCUAGAGGAAUAAAGAAUGAAUUUUACGGCUGAUACAUAUCUCUUUAAUCUUGCUUUGGGCGUUUCAUUCUCUCCGU
Pocillopora damicornis (cauliflower coral) is the source of this 1805-nucleotide messenger RNA. Its product is annotated as visual pigment-like receptor peropsin. Gene Ontology annotation, cellular component: membrane. The record is from RefSeq and is a predicted model, not a curated record. Gene Ontology annotation, molecular function: G protein-coupled receptor activity. Gene Ontology annotation, biological process: G protein-coupled receptor signaling pathway. Lineage: Eukaryota; Metazoa; Cnidaria; Anthozoa; Scleractinia; Pocilloporidae.